Messenger RNA from Phoenix dactylifera (date palm), 1457 nucleotides. NCBI's taxonomy places the organism in Eukaryota, Viridiplantae, Streptophyta, Magnoliopsida, Arecales, Arecaceae. The record is from RefSeq and is a predicted model, not a curated record.
UAUUAUCAGCUCUUAAUAUACUCCUUACAUAGGUGAUAUCCUUUCAUACAACCCUCAAUUCCGUUGUAGAAAUCGAGACAUCAUAGGUGAUACCUCCUGUUCAUCGGAUUGAUAAGUAUAGCAUUUUCAGAGUCCAAGAUUCUCUUAGUCGGCAUAGGUCUGAAGCGACCCCACUACACCUAAGACGAGCUGUUCAUCUAAAUCUGAAAAACUACAAAUGCUACCGAUGUUCCUUAUGCUUUGAAUCCUAUUCCUCUAUCUUCUGAUUAGUAUCGACUGAUAGAAGAAUCUAGUAUUCCCCUCUCAUUUUUUGAUCCACUACAUUGGAGAUUUCUACCUUCAGAGCCCUUCUGCUGUGCAUUCCUGGCUUCCUCUAAGCUCUGCCAUCUCCUCAUAGGGCAGUCCUCCAUGCGGAUUCUCCACGGCUUGUAAGUGGGCAAUUGCGUCAUCCACUCUCCUGAAAAUAUUUUUUAUUUUCUCUCUAUUCCAUCUCUAUUUAUAGUUAGCCAUUAGGAAGAACUCGAAGGCAAACCCCUUCCAACCGAGGAAACGGCGGUCCGCCCGAGUUACCGCUCACCUCUUCCCUCGCUGCCCGUUCAUCCAGCGAUGAGAUGAACUCCCUUUUCCACAAUCCCACUUGUUAUUGAGUCAAGUCGGGUCACCUCCCUUUCCGCGCCCGCAGCUUCUCUCUCUACCUGGAGCUGAAGUCGUGAUUUAGCGAAGUAACCUCGGUAGAAGAAGAGUUCCAGAGGAGAGGAGGAGGCGGCGGCGGCAGAGAUGGUGGGAAUCUUCUCUCGAUUCUCCGGCAGGCGGAGCCGCCACCGGCGGGCGAACAGCGCGAUCGAGGUUGGGGAAACGAUGGCACCUAUUGCAGAGGUACCAGGUCCAACACCCCCAACUGCUGCCCAUGGAGUCCAAGUAGCAGUUGAGCUUAAGCCAGUUGAGCACCCAAUUGAGCCUCUCAACAAUGACCAACCAGUUAAAUGCCCACUACCAGAACCUUCAAUACUUAAUGAUGGAAGAGUAUGGAAGGAGCGAAUGUCGUCCGCAAGUGCAAGAGUGAGAACCAACUUACCUGUUGUGAAGGAUCAACCGCAUCUUGAAUCCGAAGCUGGUGGAAGGAAACCCCACUCCAACCCACCUAAACGGACCAUAUUACCAUCCAUAAGUGCCCCUGAACAUAACAUCCUGACUCUGCUGGAAGAAUGCAACGCAGCUGAAAAUUGGACUACAGGCGAAUAAGCAUACGAGCUCUAAUAAAACUUGUAUUUCUUCAUGCAUGCUGUCAUCUUUCCCUCUUAUUCUUGACAUUGUUUUAUAUUUCCCCUUCCUUCCUGUGUUCACUUGACUAUAAGUUGUAUCAUAGUGAAAUUUGAAUACAUGAGAAAUGUGUAAUACUGUUGCCUUGUUGAAGUUAUUAACUAUACGAGGUAUAUAGACUGCAGAAAUUUCCAUGA